Messenger RNA from Oppia nitens, 1578 nucleotides. RefSeq lists its product as uncharacterized. The record is from RefSeq and is a predicted model, not a curated record. NCBI's taxonomy places the organism in Eukaryota, Metazoa, Arthropoda, Arachnida, Sarcoptiformes, Oppiidae. The transcript has 4 exons. Bases 150 to 1370 code for a protein of 406 amino acids.
GCAUUAACUUUUAAUGUCAGUCAAACCAAGUCUUCACACAUAAGUUGGUUGUCGUCUUCGUUGUCGUCAACCAUAUCAUUGAACCACAAGUUUAUAUACACUCGAAGACUAAGAGAGAGAGAGAGAGAGAGAGAGAGAGGAUCGACAUUAUGGUCGACGAAAAUCUUAUGGUCCGACUAUCCAUUGAUUGUCGAUCACUACUGGAACUGUUGACUAACUAUAUUGGAAAUUAUAUCGUCGGCGGCGAAUCAUCAGAUGCCGGCAUCGGUGACCACCACCGCAUGACAGCUGGUUUGUCAUCGAAAGCCGCCGCCGACGCCUGCGGCGGUGGUCACCACCCGAGAGCUGCCGCUGGUUUGUCAUCGAAAGAUGCCGCCGACGCAUGCAGUGGUCAUCGUAUGACGGCUGCCGCCGCUGGUUUGUCAUCAGCCGACGGGGUUAGAGGUUACCGCACGACAGGUGCCGCUGGUUUGUCAUCGGAAGCUGCCGACGCCCGCGGUGGUCAUCGUAUGACGGCUGCCGCUGGUCUGUCAUCGGCAGCGGCUCAUGUAGCCGCCGACGAUAGCAGAGGUCAUCAUCAGAGACCCGCAGCUGGUUUAUCAUCGAAAGAUGCCGACGCCAGCGGUGGUCAUCGUAUGACGGCUGCAGCUGGUCUGUCAUCGGCGGCGGCUCAUGUAGCCGCCGACGAUCUCAGAGGUCAACAUCAGAGACCUGCCGCAGGUUUGUCAUCGGCAGUUGCCGACCGAAUCGAUGGUCACCGUACUAGAGUUGCCGAUUGUAUGAUGUCGUCAUCGGAAAUCGGUGGUCCAAGUUAUCGGCAAUCAACGCGGCCGCUGUCAAGUCUAUCGUAUAGCAGUGAUAAUGGCGGCGGCGGUGGUGACGGUAAUGAUGGUUAUGGUCACAGAGCCGGUAGUCGUGGUGGUAGUCGCGGUGGUAGUCGUGCUGAGUCUCCCGAGGCUUUAGUGGUAGUGAACACAACCACAACCGAUACAGUCCUCCAUAGUCUACUGAACAAACUGAUACAACAGCUGAAGAUUAGUUUGAUAGCCAUUGACGGCACUGUCGGCGGCGAUGAUAAUGACGGGGACAAUAAUGGCGGCGGAAAUCAUUAUCCGAUGUCUAAAACUAGAAAACAAUUCUAUGAACAAGAAAUUGUCCGAAAACUACAAACGAUACGCCAGUCGGCCGCUCAGGGAUUCAUUAAUAAUAGACAUACGGAGAGCAACUAUCGGCAACUUGGCGUACAAAUAGUCAACUAUUGCGACGACUUUUUCAGCAGACAAUGUUCGGCGGCCACUAACUUUGGACAACAAUCUGAUGGCCACUUCGGCGGCGACGGCGAUAGUGGUGGUCGUCGUAUUGUGCAUUAAAACACCUGACAGAUAGGUCGGUCGGUCGGUCGUUCGGUAGUAGUAGUAGUAGUGGUGGUAGUAAUUCAUGGCCGCUACGACUACUCGGCCACCGCCGCCGCUAUUAGACGCACUUCACACACACACACAACCCUUAACACAUAAGAGGGGGUGUGGGGUGGGCUUCGGUAUAUAUAUAUAUAUAUUAAAAUAGCAGCUAACCGUCCUU